Messenger RNA from Seriola aureovittata, 3640 nucleotides. Its product is annotated as chondroitin sulfate N-acetylgalactosaminyltransferase 1-like. Lineage: Eukaryota; Metazoa; Chordata; Actinopteri; Carangiformes; Carangidae. The coding region runs from base 1805 to 3403 and encodes 532 amino acids. Gene Ontology annotation, cellular component: Golgi cisterna membrane. Gene Ontology annotation, molecular function: glucuronosyl-N-acetylgalactosaminyl-proteoglycan 4-beta-N-acetylgalactosaminyltransferase activity. The transcript has 11 exons. The record is from RefSeq and is a predicted model, not a curated record.
AGCGUGCACAACUCCAAAUGCUCCAGGAAUGUGUCAGGUGCACAGUCGUUGCUAUCUAAACAGAACGAACAGAAUGCCAGUACUCAGAUAAAUAAUAAUAAUCUUCCUGUUGAAUGUUGGGAAAACAACAAAUGCUUUUCAGCUAUAUCUGCCAUAUUGUACACUAUUUCCAAAAUGUAUGAAAUUAGAAAUAAACCAACAACAAUAUAAUAAAAGGGAAAUAUACAUGUUAUUAGAACUCAAAAUUUAUGGUCAGAAAAAUGUCAGGAAGCAAAAGCAAGACAUAAAAAAAGACAUAAAACAGACAAAGAGUAGUAAAUAAAAAUAGAUUAAAAAAAUAAAUAAAACUAACAGAUGUGUGUUUGACACCUGCUGCUUUUUAAAGAUGCCCAUAGAACCACAUGUAAACAAACCAAAGAUGUCUCGCUGAGGCACAGACACAAAGCACCUACAUUGAGCCAUAUUCCUCUGGCGGCAAAAACUAAUAAUCAAAUAAAGUCAUGGAAGUAAUAUAAUAAAAAUAAGCUCUUUACUAAGACGAGAAACAAGUUUCACUCCUUCCCUGAAAACUUUGUCUCUUCCUUUAAAAAAUAUUUGACUUGGAUUCUACAUCAUGUCGCUGUAUAAUAACAGUCUCAUUUCAGAAACAUUUUAACACAAUGGCAAUGAAUUAUAUUACCAAAUCUCCAUUUACAAGAAAAAACAAGGGAAACAAAGUGAACUUGGUGAUUUAGAGGAGUCAGAGCUCAGAAGUCGACAUCCGAAUGAAAACAAGGACCAUCUGUACGCUGCCUCAUUAAAUGUGCAAGACCCCGUCCUAUUGGUGGGAUCCAACUGGUACCUAGCUAUUUCCCCAACAACAGAUUGCAGGUGGCAGAGCAUCGAAGUCUGAAGGGCAUUCCUUACUCCGGUUGCCUUCUAAUUAGACUUAAGGGCAGAGUGGCGGAUCCUCGGAGGACCUGAGAGGGAAUUCAGGAUGAAGGCAGAUGGUGUUAGAUCUCCAUAGGGAUGCUAAGGGGGGGAAGACUGGGUCUGGUAGAAAAAAAAAAGCGAGGGGAGAGGGAGGUGCUGGGAGAAGGAGGAGACUGAGUGGAGAGAGGAUGGGAGAGAGGAGGUCCUCAGUAGUCCAGUUUACUCCUGUAAGGUCACUUCAGCCCUAAAAUUGUGACAAGCUAGAGAGCUGUUCAAGUCAGCCUCUCACUUUUUUUAAACACUAACAAACACACAGCUUCCCUGCCUGCAAACAUCGGUAAGAUGCUGUUUUGUAACCUAAAACAGUGACAGACGGAGAGAAGCAGUUCAGGAUGAUCGACAUCCAAUCGUAACUUUCCUGAGAUUCACAGCAGCUGCAGCCAAAUGAAACCUGACCAACAGUCCAACAGCAACGAGACAGGGCCGCAUGCCACGGACUGGUAACGAAAUAAGCUGUUCACGAAAACACUGAGGCACAGCAGAACAAGACUGAUUAGACUGGUUGGUUUGCUCUCUCCGAUUGUCACUGGAUUUGUUAGAUGUUGGACUUUCGAUACUCUGGAAUGAUCCCUGCACUUAAAGUGGCACAGACGAAUUGGUCCAAAAAAACUGAAUGUCAAAAUGCCCUGUGAAGAUGCUACCUGUGGAUGUGACGGAUGAGGACGACAUGAGAAAACAGGAGGACGUCUUUUUUAAAAUCCAUAUUUCUUGAUGUGUAGUUUUGGAGCUAUGGGUUGCUCAUCUUUUUGUGGGUGCACCUCCACAUGACAGAAACUGAGCCAUGAUUUUAUAAGCCUAAAGUGUUUAAAAAUCGUUUGAAAGACAAUCCACCAUGUUUAAACGGUGGCUGCUGGCCUUGGUGGCCCGUGUCGGCCUCAUUGUGCUAGGCCUCUGCUGCUGUCUCUCGCUGUUCUACCUCCUGGCCUGUAAACCUGCAUCUCGCAGCAGCCAGCAGUCUCCGCUGUGGUCUGGGGGAGCCACCAGUAAGGAGGGAUACAUGGCUUUGUUGCAGGAGAGGGAAGACUCUCACAGACAUUACAUCAACAGCCUGACAAAGCAGAUAGCCCAGCUGAAGGAGGCUCUCCAGGAGAGGACGCAGCAGCUCCAGGAGUCCCUGGAUAAAGCAAAAACCAAAGGGAUUCUGCCUCAGGGUUUGGAGAGUCUGCACAAAACCCCGACACAGUCUGACCUGAAGGAGUUGUUCCGCUCCCAGCUGAACCAGGCGGAGGUGAACUCAGGUGUAAAGCUGUCCAGCGAAUAUGCAGUGAUUCCUUUUGACAUUUUCACUCUGCGGAGGGUGUACCAGCUGGAGACAGGGCUGACCAAGCACCCUGAGGAGAGGCCUGUGAGGAAAGACCGCAGGGAUGAGUUGAUAGGCACCGUGGAAACAGCUCUGCACGUCCUGAAUGGACCUCAGCAACACAUGGACAACAUCAGGCGAAAGCGAACAUACUCCCCUUCAGACUUCGUAGAGGGGUUGACCCGUACAGAGCGGGACAGAGGAACCGUGUACGAGCUGAUGUUUAAAGGCGACGGCCCACAGGACUUCACGCACCUCGUGCUCUUCAGGCCGUUCGGCCCCAUGAUGAAGGUGAAGAGCGACAGUGUGGAUACGCGCAGCAUGCUCAUCAACAUCAUCGUACCUCUUUCCAAGAGGCCGGACACAUUCAGGCAGUUCAUCAACAACUUCAGAGAAGUGUGCAUCAAGCAGGACGGCAGGGUUCAUCUCACUGUCGUCUACUUUGGGCGAGAUCAGAUAGACCAAGUUAAAGCUAUGUUGGACCAGACCACCAGAGAGACUCGGUUCAGGAGCUUCACACUGAUCCAGCUGAAUGAGGAGUUUUCACGUGGUCGAGGCCUAGACGUGGGCGCCAGGGCUUGGAGGCGGAGCCAGAAUGUCCUGCUCUUCUUCUGUGAUGUUGACAUCCACUUCACAGCUGACUUCUUGACUUCCUGUCGUCUCAAUGCAGAGGCUGGUAAGAAAGUGUAUUAUCCAGUGCUCUUCAGCCAGUACAACCCAACUAUCAUCUACAGUAAUCAUACACUUCUACCCUCUGUUCAACAGCAGCUGGUAAUCAGGAAAGAAACUGGAUUCUGGAGAGACUUUGGGUUUGGCAUGACAUGCCAGUACAGGUCUGAUUUCAUCAACAUAGGGGGUUUUGACCGUAACAUCAAAGGUUGGGGGUUGGAGGACGUACACCUGUACAGGAAGUACCUUCACAGUAAGCUGGUGGUGAUUCGCUCCCCAUCUCGUGGCCUUUUCCACUUGUGGCAUGAGAAAAACUGCUCAGAUGAGCUUCCUCCAGACAAGUACAAGAUGUGUAUGCAGACCAAAGCCAUGAGCGAAGCCUCGCAUGGCCAGCUGGGGGAGCUGUUCUUCAAACGAGAGAUCAAGGCUCAUUUGAACUCCAAGAAGCAGUCAAACAAAUGAUUUUUGUGGUUGUUAUGUAUGUUCUUGUUCUGGUUUUCAUGAUAAUUUGUGGUAACUUACAUUUCCUGAAAUCAUGCCAGAGAACAGGGUGUUCAGGUAAUGUUAACAGAGGAGACAAAGUGUGAUUUACUCUCAUUAUUUAUCGCCAUGGGGACAAAAGGAAUUGCAAAGAAUCAACAUCAGAACAAACUGUGUUUGAUUUUAUUUUUUGUGUUAAUAAAAGUAUGAAGGAUGUGA